AUGUCAUCAAAUCGGGGGACCCGGCCAGUGAGGGUAGCGAACUGCUCAGGAUACAAAGGCGAUCCAGGGUACCAUAUGCGCUACCAAGCAGAACUGGGAGAUACAGAUUUUAUCACGGGCGACUAUCUUGCCGAGGUCAAUAUUGCGGAAAACGCUCAGGCACAUGCAGAGGGCAAGCAUCCUGGGUGGGAAAAGACAGCUUGGGAUGGGCUUGAGCAGACCAUCGAUUUACUGAAUGAGAAGAGAAUCAAGGUCGUUGUUAAUGGCGGUGCGCAUAACCCCAAGGGUCUAGCGGAGAAGGUACAAAAACUCGUCGCGAGUAAAGGCUAUGACUUGACGGUGGCGUAUGUGUCAGGUGAUAACUUGAUCAAUGAGAUGAAGGACGUCAAAGAGAAAGGUUUACCCCCACACCUGGAUUCUGACAAUAGCGAGGUGACGGUCGCUGACCAUGUACUUGAUAUUCUGAAGAGUGACAAGCCGAUCGUCAGCGCGAACGUCUACCUCGGAGCUCGCGAAAUCGUGAAAGGCCUUGAAGAAGGCGCAGACAUCAUCAUCGCCGGUCGUGUCGCAGACGCCAGUCCAGUCAUCGGCGCUGCAUGGUAUUGGUACUCGUGGAAUGACACCGACUUCGAUGCGCUUGCUGGAGCGCUUAUUGCGGGUCAUCUUAUCGAAUGCAGUGGUUAUGUGACGGGCUCGAACUUUGCCGGUUUUUAUGAGUAUCCUUUGGACGAGCUCUACGAUCUCACUUUCGGUAUUGCGGAGAUCGAAAAGGAUGGUACUUGUGUGAUUACGAAACAUGAAGCUAAGAAAGGUUUUGUAACUGAGGAUACUGUCAAAUGUCAGUUUCUAUACGAGUUGCAGGGGAACGUAUACCUGAAUAGCGACGUCAAGGCGAUCCUGGACAAGGUGCAGGUCAAAGCUGAGGACAGAAACAGAGUCCGCGUGUGGGGCAUCAAAGGUGGACCGCCUCCACCUACUACCAAACUUGCCAUCUUCUAUCAAGCAGGGUACCAGUCUGAGAUUGUCGUCAAUGCAACCGGAUAUGCAACCACUGAGAAGUUCAACCUCUGGGAACGUAUAAUCAAAUUCGGUCUCAAACAGAAGGGCAUACUGAACAGUUUCGACAUCUUGGAAUUCCAGCGCAUAGGCGUACCAGAGACCGACCCGAAGAGUCAGCUCCGGAGUACAUCAUACUGUCGAAUCUUUGCCGAGACGAGCGAUCCGAAUGUGAACCUGGGCCUAGCGAGCUUGCUGGCUGACUUUGCAAUGCAACAUUACUCGGGAUUUCAUAGUACGAUGGACCAUCGCACAGCGAUACCGAAACCGUACCUGUCCUUCUAUCCGGCGGUUUGGCCGCAAAACAAGCUCAAAACCGCAAUCAACAUGCUCGAAUCUGGCGGGACGAGGGUAGUGACGACCACGCCGCCACCAAAGUUUGAGGAAAUCGGGAAACGGCAGAGUUACGAGACUCUGAAUCCAGUGGGCUUUCAGUCUUUUGGUCCAACAACGCGUGCACGAUUGGGAGACGUAGUGCUCGCCCGAUCGGGCGACAAAGGCGGUAACGCAAACAUUGGCUUCUUCGUACCCACCAACCUACCAUCAUCCUACCCACACGGAUCACCUCUCUAUGCCGAAACCUGGGGCUGGCUCCGCAGCUUUCUUACCAUCACCAAACUCAAAGAAAUGUUUAGAGAAAGUUGGAGCGACAGCUUCUUCGUAGAAAGAGUGGAGUUCGAGGCUAUCAUGGCUGUACAUUUUGUGGUCUAUGGGGUCUUGGGUAGGGGCGUCAGCGGGAGCAGUAGGUUGGAUGCUUUUGCGAAGGGCAUGGGCGACUGGUUGAGAGAUGUCGAAGUCGAGGUUCCGGUGAAAUUCUUGGAGGGACGGGUUAAGGGAAAGUCUGUGGCUGGAAGGUAUGCGGCCGAAGCAUGA
Messenger RNA from Alternaria arborescens, 1929 nucleotides. RefSeq lists its product as hypothetical. The coding region runs from base 1 to 1929 and encodes 642 amino acids. NCBI's taxonomy places the organism in Eukaryota, Fungi, Ascomycota, Dothideomycetes, Pleosporales, Pleosporaceae. The record is from RefSeq and is a predicted model, not a curated record. The transcript has 4 exons.